GAGAGAAGACGGAGGAGUAAUGACGACCGGCAACGCCAUGUGCCCUCCAAUGCUUCCCCAUUCAUGACAGCGGCACCUCCUCUUCUCUAGUCUUCCCUCAUCACCCAAUUUUGUCUGGUGAUUAUUAUUACUAUAAGUAAACCAUCAAUUCGCCUGCGUCUUUCCCGUUUCCGGUCACCCGCCUCUCUCUCUCUCUCUCUCUCUCUCUCGCCGCAGUAGCUGCUCAAGAACAGUGCAAGAAUGGCACAGUUGCAAUCACCAACUCAUGGAGAUUGGGAGAGUCUGGGAGUUACUGCAGAUACCGGCAAUUGGGAAAAUGAGGGAAAUAUUCAAAAGAGUAAUAACACGAAUCUACUGAUUCUUCAAGAAGAUCUUUCCAAUGCUAAGUUAAGUGACUCCCCUCACCAUCAACUCAGCGGUGGCAAACCUGGAAGCAAUAAAAUUGGUUCAGAAACCCUGAAGAGGCCUGCACCACUAAAGCUAAAACAUGUGCGGAAGCUGAGCCGGGAAGAAGGUGAUUUUCAAAGAAGUACUGAUUCUCCCUCGCGGGUUGAGAACGCCGGAAGAAGAACUCCCUUUGAGUCACCUCGCCAUCGUAAUGCUGGUGAUAAUACCCCAAGGAGAGCUUCUCGUCAAGGUGACCGAAGUCUUGAGGUUUCACCACUGCAUGCUCAUUCCCAUCCUCCAAGGCUUGGAGGGGGUGGUGGUAAAGGGGGCAUUAGUGGGGUUUCUUCUCCCUCAUGGGAAAGAAGAGGUUCAUCAGAAGGUGUCCGUGGAUUAAUAGCUCCUGUAACACCUUCAAGAACUCGGCUUAGACCCGUUAUAAAAGGUGACGAAACGCCUGAUCACAGCUCCGUUGUUCCAAAGUUUGGUGACUGGGAUGAGACGGAUCCAUCUUCCGCAGACCAGUUCACUCAAGUGUUUGAGAAAGUGCGCGAUGAGAAGCAGAACGAAGCUGGGGAAGUACCUGUCAAGACAACCGAAUCAACAGACCCAAACAGUGAAAGACACUACAGAAAUGAAAAUUCCAAGGGCUGUUCGUGCUUUCCAUGGCUUGGAAAGUGACCAUGCUUUGAAUCGAGGAAUGGGAGGAAAGCACGCGACUUACACGAGGCGCUAUACUAUAGGUUUUUUUUUUGAGAUUUGGAUCAAUUUGUUCUAUAUAUGGUCAAUCCAACCAAGUUAAGUAUAGUUCUCUCUUGUGGCUUUCCAUGAACACACUGGAAGAUAAGGUUAAAGAAGAAAGUAAGAGGGUUUUGAGUGACACUCAUGUUUUGUUUCUUCAUGUCAAGCAUUUUGGUAUAUGAGAUAUGGUUUCAUGUAAUUUCUAUGCAACACUAUAGUACGGAGUAUUAUUAUUAUAUGUGAAAUUUGUCCAAAAUAGGACAAAAAUGGUUCUAUUCCGCGCAUUAGCAUUAGUUUGUAUUACUGCGAACAUUUCGGGGCUGUUUGGCAACUUCUGAAUUGGUGAGUGCUGAACCAGUAAGAGGUCUGAACCAUUAAGUGCUGAACCAGUAAGAGGUCUGAACCAUUAAGAGCUAGUAUAUUGCUUAACUAUUCAGAGGCAAAUGUCUGAUCAAUUCAGAUAAGAGGUCUUAACCAUUCAGACUUUGUAUAAUAAUUAACCAUUCAGAGG
This is a messenger RNA of Cuscuta campestris, 1636 nucleotides long. The record is from the annotation of a GenBank genome assembly. NCBI's taxonomy places the organism in Eukaryota, Viridiplantae, Streptophyta, Magnoliopsida, Solanales, Convolvulaceae.